AUGGAGGAUGUUCGUUCGGGGCACAGUAUUAUUCUGCCAUGGGCAAUGAGUAGGGUUGGUCUGGGCAGUAGAGCCACAGAAGAAGAUGGACGAGCUGAGAGCCUCAACGAUUUCACAGCGAGGACCUUGAUACCUAGGAGCGGAUGCCCAAUAUCCCACGCAAAAUUCAGAAAGUUGUAUGAAGUGGAAUUUAUCCUUAGCCCAGGUACGGCAAGGCUGUGCCGAAGAGGGGCCGUGUUGAUGACUAAGGCAACUACUAAGACUCCCGCUAAGGCCACUAAGGCAACAAGUGAAUUUGGCCUUGGCUUUGCUUCCCAUUCCAUGCAACUCUACCUACCUCACGACCUACGCUCUCCGCUCGCUCCCUCGCUUGCUCGCCUGCUACCUUUCUGCGAUCGCGACCGACCGCGAAAGCAGAAGUCGCUCACAAACAACAUCAACAUCUACGCCCACGCCCACACCCGCACCCAUAGACUCGGCGCAAUCCAAACUUCGAUAGUCUACCUCACUAUGUCUUCCGCAAAUGGACUUCUGAGCUCCGCCCUUGCGGCAGGCUCCUCGAAUGCCACCCCGCUCCUCUCCGCGAAACGAAAGCGCGACGACGCCCUUGAUGGCCAGAAUGAUACGAACGAAGUUCCCAAAUCUAUGUCCUCAGGUCUCCAAAAACCAUCCGCCGAAGCCUCUAGAGCUCUCAUACGCGACCUUAUUGAUGUUAUGAAGGCCGAUGAUACCACCCCCUCCAUCUUGUCACGAUCCUUACCAAGUCGGCCCUCGUCGUCUGGACCACAGGCCAAGCGCCAGAAGUCAGAGGAGAACAGCGAGACCUCGACCUCUAUUCUCGAACGACACUCCGCGAACACGUAUAACAAUGUUACCGAAGUACUCAAUGAUAUCGAUGCGGCUGUCGCAGACAUCAUGGACAAGCUCGAACUUCCAGAUGGAGCAGCUAGGAACCAGUUUAUCCCGGUUUCAGCUACCCACUCUGAGAUAUCUAUGAAGGUCAAUGCAUUCAAACAACGAGCACAUGAACUUAUUGCGAGGGAGCUGGUAGCUACAGAUAGUGAGGUCAAUGAUACGGUCAACGGUUCCGCCCGCGGCGCUGCCAGAGCUACCGGAAACAAGAUGGUCCUCACACUUUAUGGCACCAUAACCGCACCCAAUCCAAAGCAGCUGUUCUCCAGCCUCCAGAUUCCCACUAAAAUUAAGGGCGAAGAUAGGGCCGUACUUCAGACUCUGCGAGAAGCGGGCCUUCCUAAUGGAAUUACCGCCACUCAAGUCGUACCCUUUGAAGCCACCGGAUUGGCUGAGGACAAGAAGCCCGUCCCAACCCUGGGUGAGCUCUUUCCGACUCCAUCUACCGUGCCGGCCCUGCAACCGCCGAAGCCAUCAAAAGUUGCAACCACUCGGUCGUCUAAUGUCGGAUGGUAUCAACCAUGUGUCACUGAGCCAGUAUCGAGAAGCGCAAGCUAUUUCAAGCAGGCCAUAUCGACUGGCCAGUGGCUCGACUACAGUAAAGCCUUUCCUCCGCAGCAAGGUGUGAAGAGAAAACAGCGCGAUAGGGCGUUGAGUUUUGGUGGCUCAAAGACUCCCGCUUCUGAGAGCGAUUCCGCCGAGUCCGAGGCAUUGAAGCUGGAGGCUCUGUUUCGUGGUGCUUAUUCGAACUUUGCUCCCGUCAAGGAUGAUUCCGCUGCAGUUGCACCUACUGGUAUCAUGAAUCGCCUUUGGUGGCAAGAAUUGGGUGAGAGAAGCUUCGAAAAAAUGGUGGAGAACUGGGACAAUAAUGAACAGGCCAUGACACCAGGUCCAGCUUUGAAGAACUCAGAGGUUGUUGAUGAUGAUGAAGAGUACGCCAUGUUCGCAAAGGCCAUUGAGGCAAUGGGAGAUGACCCAAUCGAUCCAAGCCUGGGCACUUGGGAGGCUGCAGCCGAGAAGUCAGCCGAGGAGAAGGAUGUGGACGAAAUCAUCGAGGGAAUUUCAGAGCUACUGGAGACCUUGAACUCUUAUCAACGAAUCCGACACAUGUCAUUGAAUGCGUCAAAUCGACCAGCAGGGCUGCUCUCCGCUCCUGACACUACGGCUCUCGGCACCCCGUCAAAACCUAGCGAAUCUGAGCAGGCUACUUAUGAGAUCCUCAAGUCACAAUUGACUCUGAUGAUCGCCUCCCUGCCUCCAUUUGCUGUCGCUAAACUCGACCCCGACCGUCUGGCGGAUUUGGCAAUCAGCACCAAGAUCGAGGUCCAAUCGACCAACUACCAAGGUGUCAUGGAAGAGGAUGAGGCGUCAGCGAGAGCAAAGGCUGCCGCACUGGCUGCAGCCACCGCUGCUUCACGCCCUGCCGUCCCUGCAACCAUGCAUCGCACUAGUUCCAGCUCACUUUAUGGCAACCAAUAUGCUCCUUCCCCGAGGCCGGUUCCUGCUGCUACCCAGCAAUACUACAAUUCUCAGACUCCCAUUCGACCUCCACCAACCAACAUGCAGCGACCACCUGCCACGGCUCCAGUCCCAUACCAAAUCCAAAAACCUCCGGGAAGUGCGCCGUAUCGCCCUGGCGCAGCUUACAAUACGCCCACCUACCCGCAUCAGGCUCCGAGGCCCGUGCAACAGCAGCAGUAUGCACCAUCGAACCAGCAGCAGCAAUAUCAGCCAGCCAACGGCCAAAACUUCAACCAGAACUUCAUGCGCGCCUCGAGUCAGAACUACCAAUCGCAGAUGGCUCAACCAGUCUCGCAGGCUGCUCACAUGAACGGGCGAUAUACCAGCCAACCCCAGGCUACCUAUGCUCAUCAAACCCAUCAAGCUCAGCCCAUGUCAAAUGGCAUGGGCUAUCAGUAUGCCAACGGUACUAAUCUGAACCGUCAGACUUCUCCUCAAAAGAUGUACUCCCCUCAACCUCAACAUACUCAACUCCAAAAUACGCAAUCUAGAGUCAGCUACUCUACGCCCACACCGGCUCCUUCAAUCGCGCAAAACCGGCAACCGUACAUGCAGAAUGCAAUGGGUCAGGCUCCAAUGAUGAAUGGGUCAGUAUCUCAGGCACCUCAGCAACAGUAUGUCCCUCAAGCACCAUCUGGUUACAGCACAUUCAUGACUAGAGAACAGCAAUCCAGUAUGAUGGAUCGUCAGCGGGCUCAAUUAGCACAACAACAGACGCAUGCACAACAGGCAGCUAGAAUUUCAGCACAAGCCUCGGCAAUAGGCUCUCCUCAAAAGGCUAACGGGGUGGCGGCAGGUCUAUGA
Messenger RNA from Drepanopeziza brunnea f. sp. 'multigermtubi' MB_m1, 3237 nucleotides. The record is from RefSeq and is a predicted model, not a curated record. Lineage: Eukaryota; Fungi; Ascomycota; Leotiomycetes; Helotiales; Drepanopezizaceae.